Adineta ricciae is the source of this 687-nucleotide messenger RNA. Lineage: Eukaryota; Metazoa; Rotifera; Eurotatoria; Adinetida; Adinetidae. The record is from the annotation of a GenBank genome assembly.
AUGGAAGAAGACGAUUUCAAUCCAGAUUCAAUACUGACGGACUUCGAGUCCGCUACGAUAAAAUCGGUCAAAUCACUGUUUCCAAAUGUCCUACACAAAGGUUGCUUGUUCCAUUUCGGUCAGUGCAUUUGGCGAAAUAUUCAAAGUCACGGAUUACAAAAUAAAUACCAGGCCGAUAAGUCGUUCCAUUUAAAUGUUAAAAAACUUAUCGCUUUAGCUUUUGUUCCUAUUUUAGAUGUGGUAAAAGCCUUCGAAUUGAUAGUCGACGACUUCGACGACGAUGCAGAUCAAUUUCUCGAUUAUUUCGAGAAAACCUGGAUUGGUGAACGAAAAAGAAGAGGUGCUGGUCGUAAAAACCCACAAUUUCCAAUUGAAUUAUGGAACAUUCACGAUCGAAUAACUUCCAAUCUUCCUCGAUCCAACAAUUCCAUCGAAGGCUGGCACAAUGCAUUCGCGAAACGUGUUUCAAUUGCUCAUCCAACGAUCACGAAGUUAGCCGACAAAAUCCGUAUGGAACAAUCGAAAUUCGAGAUUGAUAUCACUCAAAUUCGACAAGGCCACGAACCGAAACCGAAAAAAGCAGUUUAUCGAAAACUCGACGAGAGAAUUACGCGAUUAGUUGGUGAUUACAAUAGCGUCGAUCUAGGUGAAUAUUUGAAAGACUUAGCUGCAAAUAUGUUGUUGUAG